AUGUUGAGGUGCGACUUUUGUGAGACGACGGAGACGCCAUUAUGGCGCGCGGGCCCUCGCGGACCCAAGACUCUGUGUAACGCCUGUGGCGUGAAGUGGAAAAAGGGGAAGCUUGAUGGCUUCGGUCCCGGUGCCUGUAAUGUGCCCAGAACGCACACGGGAAAGAGGCAUCCGCGAGCGGUAUAUGGAAGACCUCGUCGAGCAGGUGCCGUCGCGGAUGCGCUGGAACUGCCUUCCCCGGAACGCAGCCUCAGCAAGUUCCGGGGAAGCGUCCGUCCGGGUUGGUAUGUGCCGUCCGAACUCGAGUACUCUGGCAGAAUUCAACACCCGAGGCGGAGUAGCUCGCCGCCUGAAACACGCUGUGCGUACGUUGACGUUGAUCGUGAGGACUCAGCACCGGUCGUGCGAGAGCAGUUUGCGCCCUCUGUUUUCGCACCCAGUAUUCCUUGUCGCGGAGAGAGCGCGCCUCUUAAUAUUGUGCGAAAGGAUGCAGGUCGUGGUCCCGGAACACAACAUACAACGUUACCGGCGGACCACUUGAUUCGUGAGUCGCUGUUCGUUCGCGUCGAUAGUGAACGGGCGUUGGCGUCGGACCCCAUUGGGUAUCCAGCGGCGAUACCGUCCUGGGAUGACGUCUCCAUUGAAUCGCUCUCCGAGGAUGGUGACGGUGCCGACAACUACCAUGACUUGGAGCUGAACCUGCCCGAACAAAUGCCUCUGCCCGACGCUGCGCAUACAAGUACGCACGUCCUCGGAGGUGAGCAUGACUGGCGUCACGCCCAAGGCGCUGCAUCUGGGGAAACUGCCUUGCCACUGCCACUGCCGCUGGCACCCGCGAAAGGCUCACUAACGAAAACCAUGGAACGUGAGCCUGUGGAUGCUGCUACCAAAGGUGUCCGUCUGCUCCUAGAUGCAGCGCGGUACGUGGAGUACGCGAGCAGCCCGCUCUCGUCGCAGUGGUCACCCCUGAGAUCGGCAUCGUCCAGCGCUCCGCCGUAUCACCAGGCUGGUACCUCGUCCCCGAACCGUCUCACACCAUCCUAUCUAACACCAAUGGUGCUGGAGAAGGACUGGUAA
Cyanidioschyzon merolae strain 10D is the source of this 1077-nucleotide messenger RNA. RefSeq names its product GATA transcription factor. Gene Ontology annotation, molecular function: zinc ion binding; sequence-specific DNA binding. The record is from RefSeq and is a predicted model, not a curated record. Gene Ontology annotation, biological process: regulation of DNA-templated transcription. Lineage: Eukaryota; Rhodophyta; Bangiophyceae; Cyanidiales; Cyanidiaceae. The transcript has a single exon. The coding region runs from base 1 to 1077 and encodes 358 amino acids.